Messenger RNA from Dufourea novaeangliae, 606 nucleotides. Its product is annotated as odorant receptor 13a-like. The transcript has 3 exons. Gene Ontology annotation, cellular component: plasma membrane. Gene Ontology annotation, biological process: detection of chemical stimulus involved in sensory perception of smell; sensory perception of smell. Gene Ontology annotation, molecular function: odorant binding; olfactory receptor activity. The record is from RefSeq and is a predicted model, not a curated record. NCBI's taxonomy places the organism in Eukaryota, Metazoa, Arthropoda, Insecta, Hymenoptera, Halictidae. Bases 1 to 606 code for a protein of 201 amino acids.
AUGAGUCAACAUGUAUGCGGGCAAUUUCGUAUACUUCAGUACCGAUUUACGAAACUAUACGCCUCAGAAGAGACAAUGACGAAUCUAAAUGAAAACUAUGCUGCUAAAUCAUACGUACAAUUUAAAAAAUGUGUACGACAGCAUCAGGUACUUUUGAAUUACUGCUGGAAGAUGGAAAAUGUAUUCCCACUUGUCGUACUCGGACAGGUAGUUAUCUUCAGUGUAUUAAUCUGCCUUUAUGGGUACCAAGUAUUACUGGCGCAAUCAACUUUCGCAAGACGUUUCAUCUUCAUAUCCUUCUUGAUAGGGAGUGGCUCCUUAUUAUUCAUGUUUACGCACAGCUGUCACAAGUUAACAGAAGAAAGCGCAAAUAUUGGUGAUGCAGUGUAUUCAGCAUCAUGGACCAUCAUGCCAAUGGACAAAGAUGGGAAAAUGCUACGGAACGAUUUAAAUUUCACAAUAUUGCGAUCUAGAAAAGCUUGUUGCUUAACCGCAUGCGGAUUUUUCCCUGUACAGUUGCAAACUUUUACCACGAUCGUGAGUACCGCAGUAUCGUACUUCACUUUACUCAAGCAAGGCCUAGAAGAUGCAGUUGAAACACAAUGA